AUGCCAUGGCCGCGUAGCGGAAGGCGGUACGUCAUGAGCCUGGAGAGCAGCCAACUACCCAGCAACCUGCGGAGUUUGACGUUUGGCUAUGCGUUCAACCAGAGCCUGGAGAGCAGCCAACUACGCAGCAGCGUGCGGAGUUUGACGUUUGGCUAUGGCUUCUACCGAAGCAUGGAGAGCAGCCAACUACCCAGCAACGUGCGGAGUUUGACGUCUGGCUAUGCGUUUAACCGGAGCCUGGAGAGCAGCCAACUACCCAGCAACCUGCGGAGUUUGACGUUUGGCUAUGCCUUUUACCGGAGCAUGGAGAGCAGCCAACUACCCAGCAACGUGCGGAGUUUGACGUCUGGCUAUGCGUUUAACCGGAGCCUGGAGAGCAGCCAACUGCCCAGCAACCUGCGGAGUUUGACGUUUGGCUAUGCGUUCUACCGGAGCAUGGAGAGGAGCCAACUACCCAGCAACCUGCGGAGUUUGACGUCUGGCUUUGCGUUUAACCGGUGCCUGGAGAGCAGCCAACUACCCAGCAACCUGCGAAGUUUGACGUUUGGCUAUGCGUUCAACCAGAGCCUGGAGAGCAGCCAACUACGCAGCAGCCUGCGGAGUUUGACGUUUGGCUAUGCGUUCAACCGGAGCCUGGAGAGCAGCCAACUACGCUGCAGCCUGCGGAGUUUGACGUCUGGCUACGCGUUCUACCGGAGCCUGGAGAGCAGCCAGCUACGCAGCAGCCUUCUGAGUUUGACGUUUGGCUACGCGUUCAACCGGAGCUUGGAGAGCAGCCAACUACGCAGCAACCUUCGGAGUUUGACGUUUGGCUAUGUGUUCUACCGGAGCCUGGAGAGCAGCCAGCUACGCAGCAGCCUUCGGAGUUUGACGUUUGGCUAUGCGUUCAACCGGAGCAGCCAACAACGCAGCAACCUGCGGAGUUUGACGUUUGGGUAUGAGUUCAACCGGAGCCUGGAGAAAAGCCACCUACGCAGCAGCCUGCGGAGUUUGACGUUUGGCUAUGCGUUCAACCGGAGCCCGGAGAGCAGCCAACUACGCAGUAGGCUGCGGAGUUUGACGUUUGGGUAUGAGUCCAACCGGAGCCUGGAGAGCAGCCAACUACGCAGCAGCCUGCGGAGUUUGACGUUUGGGCAUGUGUUCAACCGGAGCCUGGAGGGCAGCCAACUACCCAACACCGUGACGGGUCAUCAAGUCUUACUACGCGGCCCGAAACACCAGUGA
Symbiodinium sp. CCMP2592 is the source of this 1224-nucleotide messenger RNA. NCBI's taxonomy places the organism in Eukaryota, Dinophyceae, Suessiales, Symbiodiniaceae. The record is from the annotation of a GenBank genome assembly.